CGUUUGGAAAAGUCGGUUGAGAAGUUAAUUGUCUACAUUACCUCAGGCAAUUAAGGAACAACGAAAAUGGAGUCUAAACUAUACUGUUUUGCCUUGGUGUUUUUAACUAUUACCACAGCAUGUACAGAUGCCCUUGAUUGUUACACGUGUACCAACGCUACCUAUGUGUCCGAAUGCAAAUCUACAACAACUUGUAAUGCAGGAGAAGUAUGCCCUUCAUCAUCCACUAUCUACCUAGUAACGUUAAAUUGAAAAAGUUCAAGUCCUGAAAAGCAUUACCCUUUCGUACAUUUAUCUGAUAUGACUGAGUCAGAUUCUAAGUAUAUAUUUGCUAUAAUGUUUUUCUUUAUACAUCUGGACACUACUUGCCUUUUUAUCAAAGUCAAUAACGUAUCACUAUCCCCUUACAGACGUGAAUCAUUCAUCGUUAAAUGUUCGAGAUUUUUUUUUAAGUUUGUAUAUUUAACUUACUUAUCCAACAAUGAUGUUGACUGAUAUCAUAAUAUAUGUACUGUCAAAAUAGGCAGAUUGUCAAAACGCAUGUAAUUUGGUAAAUAUUUUAAAUAGAUAUCAGUAAUUUUCUGUGAGGAUGACUGAGUUUAACGUUUUCUUUAUUUCAGAUUUGCUUCUCCGAUCACAUUCAGACGCCGCAUAGAAUGUUGUAUUCAUUUGGAUGCCGAGCAGAAGCGGUGCAGAGAAAAUAUUUUUUAAACAUUAAAGAUAAAUAAAAAAGUUUAUUAUUCAACGAAAUUAUUACAAUAUCGUUUUAAACUAACUUGUAUUAGAAUAAUCUGAACAGUUACCUGUACAAAUGACACAAAUGUUAAUGUUGAUAUGCAUGAAUAUUUUGCAGAAAUGUAGUUCGAUAAUACAAGAUGGGAACAGCGCUGGUUCUGGAUCUAUAGUUAGUAGAUCAACAUCGACGGGAACUUGUUCAGAAUGCUGCAAGAACCAACACUGUAACAGACAGCUUUGUCAACACUCAUAAAAAGAGUGUUCUGAUGGUACAGAAGUAAACUGUAAAAGUGUUGGUUCCAUUCUUAAUAUCUGUGCUGAUACCCAACAUGCCAAAUCUGUGUGUGAGAGAUUUUGCGGAUUGUGUGAUUAUGCUGACGGAUCUUGGUCAACGUGGUUGACAUGGUCGCCAUGUGAUGUUACAUGCGGAAAUGGUACUCAGGCCCGGAUACGCAAAUGCACAGAGCCCAGUCCUUCUGGUGGUGGCCAUGACUGUGCAGGAAUGUCACAAGAGGCACAGACUUGUACCGAAGAACCUUGUCCAGUACAUGGGGCAUGGGCAGCCUGGAACACAUGGGGAAGCUGCAGUGCCACGUGUGGUAUUGGUCUACAGAGGAGAGAUAGAUCAUGUUCGACACCAUAUCCGGGACCCAAUGGCAAUCAUUGUUUCGGGGACUCAAGAGACGAUCAAAUAUGUUUAGCUAAUACCUAUCAUGACGGUGACUGGUCCUCCUGGCAAGCUUGGGGCACUUGCAGCAGAACGUGUGGAGAUGGUAUACGGUCAAGGUCAAGGUCAUGUGACAACCCGUUACCAUCUAUACAAGGGAAGUACUGCCAAGGGGAGCCUUAUCAAGUAGAGACGUGUAACAUGCAAUCAUGUCCAGUAACAAAUGGAGGAUGGGGUUCCUGGACAUCAUGGACAAGUUGUACCGCCAGCUGUAACGGAGGAAUGCAAUCACGUCAACGUAUUUGUAAUAAUCCGAAACCUUCCGCUGACGGAGAUUUCUGUGACGGAAAUGCAAUGAAUGUACGGAUGUGUAACCAACAGCACUGUCCAAUAACUAAUGGAGGUUGGGGUUCCUGGACAUCAUGGACAAGUUGUUCUGUCAGCUGUAAUGGAGGAAUGCAAUCACGUCAACGGCAUUGUAACAAUCCGAAACCAUCCUUCGGUGGAAAUUUCUGUGACGGAAUUGCAUCUGAUGUACGAAUGUGUUACCAACAACAUUGUCCGAGAACAAAGGCAGCUUUCCUGGCUGAAUAUGCGACUAGGCUGAGUAAUGGAUCAGUAAGAUUUUCUUACCUUCCCCUAAACGAGGGUUCCUUAUACGACUCUUCGUCAGGAAUGUUUACAUGUCACAUUCCUGGCGUGUAUUCUUUUACCGCAAAUAUAAUUGAAAGCGGUGAUGGUAAUAAUUACAUAGAUUGUCGUAUUAGAAAGAAUGGUUCCAUUCACAUCUAUAUGUUUUCCCGACAGGGUAAAAUAGACGGUAAGUUUGCAACAGAAGGCUAUGGAACAGCCACAGGAGCAGCUACGUUACAUCUCGUGAGAGGAGAUCAGGUAGAUGUCUACUGUUACGGUGACACUGGAACUCACCUUUCCUACUCCUCAUUUAGUGGUUUUCUUAUCACUGCUGAUCCUUGACUAUAAUAUAUUAUUUGAUAAUUUGUACAUAUAGAACAACACUGUCGUGUUUAUCAUUAGUUUGAUAAUUAUAUACGUUUCAUUCAAUGACUCGUGUAAAAGCGCCCUUUACAUACGAACAGCUAUUAACCUUUAUCCUGCUAAAUUUCUAAAAUGAACUGGUCCGUCAUUUAAUUUAGGCAGUGCCAUUUAUUUUUGAAGGGGUGUUCAAUGAAAUUUUACUGACUGUAUAGCGAACAGAUCAAGAUCUGCACUGUUUGCCAUUCAAGUCAGUGUUCUUUAGUAAACACCCCUUUUAACAGUUAAUGGUACUGACUAAAUAGAUAGAUGGACACGUUCAUUAUAGAAAUUUAGCAGGGUAAUGGUUAAGAGUAGGGAGGUUUACAUCAUAUUUUACCAGAAAAUGGUUUUAAGUACCAUGUAAAACGCUCUUUUACAUAUAACGAUAUUUUGGUUUUGUUAUCAUCUUCUUCUUACAAAACGUUUUUCCGUAGUUUGUAAAUUGCAGACAUGUGACUUUUCGAAAAUAGGUAGAAGCCGUAAAAUUGAUAAACCUAUAUGAUGCCAAAGUUUGAUUUUGUUGAUUUUUGUAAAUGUCACCAACAACGCAAGCUUAUGUUAAAAAUAAAAAAAAAGUUCAUUUACUAAAUUUAAGGCAGUGGCAAAACGACAAAAAUUCGGAUUGUUUGUUUAGUUCAGUAUAUCAAACUAACAUAUGAGCACCUUGCGAAUUCAGAAAAGGCACUGACCUCUAGAUUUUGAGAAAAAUGUAUUUAAAAUUGAAGUUUGGACAUAUCAAGGGUUUUCAUUACUACACUAUCUUUGUUUUAAUAUGUACAAAAUGCAGCGCACUAACAACCCGUUAUAUUGCUAAGAGAUAUAGAAGAAAUCCUAGUAUAUGGAAAUUUAUUGAACUAAUGAAUUCAAUGCAUAGAAAAACUUUAAACAAUUUAGCAGUCUAUAUAAAAUUCUCUAAAGAUACGAUCAGCUACUGUUAUAUAAUAUAUAAUAUAUUGUGAUUUUGUGAUAGAAAUGGACUUACUAUUCGUUACUAUAACGUGCAUUAUAUAUGUUGGUACCUCUAUAAAAAUGCUUUAUGGAGAUGUGUUAUGCUAUAUUAUGUUCAUCCUCAAUACUAUACUUAAUCAUAGUAUACCUUUAAAUCGUUAUAUAAUAUUAUGUAUAGAUGUUUUGACCUUGUAUUACACUGUAACAGAUGUGUGGCCAAGGAAUCAUAAUGGCUGAAGUCCUUAAUUUAUUAUAUAGACUAUUCUUCUUUUUCUAAAAAAAUGUCAAAUCAAGAAAAAACAAACAUGUCCUAGUCGGGAAUCGAACCGGAACCGCCGCUGCAAUAAAAGUUUUCCUGCGUUCUUCACCAAUACACCACGGAGGAACAUGCAUUUAACAGUUGUUAAAUAUUAUUAGGUUAUUUAACAUUGUUCUGUACAAUACGGAGAUAUAUUUGGACGAGAACCAGCUGAGAAAACUAUAUUUGGACGAGUCGCUGGACGAGUCCAAUAUUGUUUUCCCAGUUGGGUACGAGUCCAAAUAUAUCUCUUAUUGUACAGAACAAUGUUAAAUAACAUUUUUAUUCUAUAUCUAUUUUGUUUUGGUUUAAAUUAUAAAUGAUUAACUGAAUAUUGUAUUUCUGCCUUUUCUGUAUUUCCCCAGCUUGGUGUGAGUGCAAAUAGGUAUUAUACAGAACAAUGUUAGGCCCUAAAUAACCUUUUAUUCUAUAUUUAUUUUAAUUCGUUUAGGUAUGACGGUAUUAAAAACAUAUCUUCUUUGAAUCAUAUUAAAUUGUCAAAGUUC
Molecule: messenger RNA, 4189 nt
Organism: Mercenaria mercenaria
Lineage: Eukaryota; Metazoa; Mollusca; Bivalvia; Venerida; Veneridae
Product: thrombospondin-1-like
Exons: 10
Coding region: 1238-2377 (379 amino acids)
Molecular function (GO): protein binding
Source: RefSeq, a predicted model, not a curated record